CAGUUCAUUUUUCCACUGCAGGAUUUUCUCCCAGCUCUUACAAAGACUUUCGUUGAAAUUUAAGUUUUCCAACGCUGUGUGAAAGGUGUAACGGUACCGUUGGUUAUCUGAUGAUAACUGACCAGUGCAUGGACUAUUUUGCAGGCCUACUCUGGUGAUCGAAACUACUCUGUAUAUAAUAUUGAUACAGGAAAAAGUAAUUAGCUGCAUAUUAAGCUGGAAACGGUAUUACAUUGGUCGCUAUUGCAACAUGGCUUUGAAAAGAUUGGCUUUCCAGCGAUACUUCCCUUGGCUUUUCGGUGUAGUAUUAUGUGGAUAUAUCAGCCUAUCGCUGCAAGAUGACGGCAUCAUGAUGGCAUCAUCCCUUGAAGCUACUUCUUUGCCAGGACUCCAGGGACCUUGUAUGGUUCCGGACAACAACGGAAAGCGUAGUUUUGGAUUUUGUUUUGCCGACAGCAUUGCAACCGGAUUGUGUGGAUCAGUUUUGAAUCUGGACACCCGUCCGGGAAACUGUUCGGCUAAUCAUCAGUGCUGUUUUGUCAAGCACCAGAACGAUCUCACUGUCAGCAACUCUAACAAUGUUAUGCUCAUAAAUAAAGAUAUCCCUCAGCUGCCAACUUCUGCCGCAGAAUCGGCUGAAAUUGUCCCUACUUGUGGAAUAUCCAAAAGUGGUCUCAAUCGUAAAAUGAAUCAGAAUAUUGUGGAUCCGACAGCGCAACCGGUGAUGCUGAUGAUACGCUCGGGCGAGCAGGUGCUCACCAACAACAGGAAAAAACGUACAGCAUGGCAAAGAGCGCGGCAAGCUAAAAUCUUGGGUGGCACCCCAGUAUCAGAUUCCACAUACUGCUCGAUCGCUGCCAUAACUGCGGACCAACGUUACGUAGCCGUUGGAAGCUUGAUCGCGCCACAAUGGGUGCUUACGAGUGCUACAAUUAUGAGCCGAUACAUUAUCCCAUCACAGCUGGGAGGUAGCCCACCUAAAAUUGUCGUAUACUUGGGUUACAACGAUUUAUCCCAAGUGAAUAAUCCGCCCAUAGAUAUGAGAGUCAUGAAAAACCGCAGAUAUUCCGUUAGCAGCGUAAUUGUCCAUCCGGAAUUCCAGAUGAACUCUCCAGGUUAUCCUGUGAAUGAUGCUGCUUUGCUACGGCUGGAACGGGCAGUGGAUUUUAACCUGGAACCCGAUCUGUGUACGGCUUGCUUGCCUACGUCGGAAUCGGAAGUCAACGCUUUUUCUACAAAACGCUGCAUGGUCACAGGUUAUGGAGUGACCGCUGAAAAUGACACUCAGGUCGAUGGAAUUCUCCGUACAGUAGAUGUCCCUUUACUCAGCAACGCAUAUUGCCAAAUGGCUUACCAGAAUGCAUUGCGUCUACCAACCUUUCGCCUAGAUCGAGCUAACAUCUGCGCUGGAGCAGAAGGCGGAAGAGAUACUUGUUCCCGCGAUGGAGGUGCUCCACUAACUUGUGGAGUUUCAUCUGGAUCUCCUGUAUUAGUAGGAGUGUCGAGUUGGGGAUAUCACUGUGGCCGAAGCGGAGUUCCAUCUGUAUAUACCGACCUAUCCGCAGUGUUGGAGUGGAUAAAGUCCAGAUUAAGUUCUAUAAGUUCGGAAAAAUCCGCGCUAUAAUUUUUUAAUUUGAUUUUGCCACAAAAUGCAGUAACAUUAUUUGUGAAACUAUUGCGCUAUCAGUAUAACAAUUUACUAGUGCGCAUUCGCUAACUCAGAUGCGUACUAAUAAAAUACAAAAUUCCUG
Paramacrobiotus metropolitanus is the source of this 1751-nucleotide messenger RNA. Its product is annotated as serine protease 41-like. Bases 251 to 1624 code for a protein of 457 amino acids. The record is from RefSeq and is a predicted model, not a curated record. Gene Ontology annotation, molecular function: serine-type endopeptidase activity. Gene Ontology annotation, biological process: proteolysis. Lineage: Eukaryota; Metazoa; Tardigrada; Eutardigrada; Parachela; Macrobiotidae. The transcript is spliced from 8 exons.